Paramecium primaurelia is the source of this 546-nucleotide messenger RNA. The record is from the annotation of a GenBank genome assembly. NCBI's taxonomy places the organism in Eukaryota, Ciliophora, Oligohymenophorea, Peniculida, Parameciidae.
AUGUGUGGAAGCAUCUUCAUCAUGAACUGCAUUGAAGGGAGAUUAAGAAACUUGUGCUUAAUUCUUGGGCACUUCAGGUAGAGAUUAUUUUGGAAUACUUCAACUGCAUUGGUUACAGCCAAUUAUACUAAAAAGAAAUGCAGCGAUAUCUCAGGAAAAAACAAUAAAGAAUGUAUUGAUGGCAUGCCACCUUUUAAAACUACUGAUAAUCCUUUUUGUGUUUUUGAUGGAACUUCAUAUAUUAUUUAUAAUGCAUUCAAUCGAACUGAAGAGAUAUGCCCUACUUCUUUAGGUAGAGAUUGUUCAUGUAAAGCUACAACUGUAAAGGAUCAUGUGCUAAGAGAUUAUGUACAGAAACACCAAAUACUCUUACAACUGAUGCUGAUUGUUAGAAAUAUCAUUAAGAUUCUUACACAACUGGUAAUGGAUGCACAAGUACUAAAUCAAGUUUCAAUUUAACAUCAUAAGUUGCUUGUAAAUUAAUUAAAUUUAUAAAUCAGAUUUUGGAGAGAGGAAAAUAUUUAAAUAUUUGCCAAAAAUGUAUGA